This is a messenger RNA of Anguilla anguilla (European eel), 1835 nucleotides long. It is a transcript of the gene tnfa, whose product is annotated as tumor necrosis factor a (TNF superfamily, member 2). Gene Ontology annotation, biological process: immune response. The record is from RefSeq and is a predicted model, not a curated record. Gene Ontology annotation, molecular function: tumor necrosis factor receptor binding. Gene Ontology annotation, cellular component: membrane. NCBI's taxonomy places the organism in Eukaryota, Metazoa, Chordata, Actinopteri, Anguilliformes, Anguillidae. The transcript is spliced from 3 exons. Bases 370 to 1053 code for a protein of 227 amino acids.
UUUCCCUGUCGCAGUACAGGCCUCCAUGCUGCAUAUAUACCCUCAUCUCACCAGUCAGCAGCACAUCACUGCACAGACAAACACAGUCGCACCUCGUCUGCGCCCAACCCGCCAGUGGAGCAGGACUACCCCGAGAACGGACUCCAACGAAACGCACCUCUCCUCUCCUCUCCUCUCCUCCUCUCCUCCUCUCCUCCUCUCCUCCUCUCGCUGGUCCGCCGAGCGCAGACACCAGCAGGUUUCGGACUCCGGGUUUUAUUCUCCUGCUCACUCUUUAAGGCUUCUCCCCUCUCCGGUUCUUGAGAAGAGAGCCGAUCGGAACGCGCUGUUGAAACCGAAAAGACCGAAAUUCGCCAGGAUCUGAAAGUGAUGAAGGGCGCUAAAGAACAGUCCCAGACGCUGCUGCUGGACGUGGAGGUGGGGCUGGAGACGCAAAGGCACACGUCGCGGCCAUGGCGAUGGGCCGCCGCCGCGCUGGCCGUGUCGCUGUGCGUCGCCGCCGCCGUCCUCCUCACCUGGCGCAUGCAGGAUCCAGACCAGAGCCAAGAAGGAAGUGGCUUGCAGCUCAAACUCAGGGAGCUGGCUGGAAGCGACAAAGCUGCUAUUCAUUUAGAAGCGGAAGAUGACGUGAAGCGCCCAAAUUCGGUGCUCUGGAGCAAAGACACGGGCCAUACCUUUUACCAGGGGGGCCUGGACCUGGAGAACAACGAGAUCGUGAUCCCGCGGGAGGGGCUGUACUUCGUCUACAGCCAGGCGUCGUUCCGGACGAACUGCCACACCCAGUCGGGCGCGGGCGAGCUGGUGCACAUCAGCCACGCGGUGGAUCGCUUCUCAGACUCGUACGGUGGCACGCAGCCGCUGAUGUCCGCCUUGCGGCCCACCUGCGUGAAGGUGGCGGGCGCACGGGGCAGCGGCAAGAGAUGGCACAGCGGCAUCUACCUGGGCGGAGUCUUCAGGCUGCUGGAGGGGGACAGGCUCCGCACCGUCACCCAAGACCUGCACUCCCUGGAUAGAGAGGCCGGCAAGACCUUCUUCGGCGCCUUCACCCUGUAAACGAGAAUAACAAGCAAAACAGGAAGGAGGAGGAGGACGAAAAGGGAAAAUCAGAAAAAUCUAUUAUAAGGACCCUCCUUUUUUAUGUAAGGAUACUUGAACAUAAUUUAUCUUGGACAUUUUUGCUAUCCUCCUUCUUACAUGAUUAAAAUGAGGGGAUAGUGUGAUAUUAACUAUUUAUUACGACAGACAAGCUAAUGUUUAGGCUAAAAAUUGGCAUGGAUGCUCACCGUACUGUGAGUUCCAUGAAAGACUGAUAAUGCGAGUGAACGCGAUGGCGAAGGACUGACCGACUGCUGACAUGUUGAGAGGAGCGCUUGCAGUGUUUCUGUCAGACUCAGACCGAAGGUUUAAUUGCUUUACAUUAAAACAACUGCGAUCUUCGGUCAGAGAAAUAAGAACAACCGUGGAGGUUAACGCUCCGUGCCUUACAGUACAUUACUGUGAUUUUUCAUAAUGAACUUUUAUCAAGUCAAACAGACUCCCAUGACCCUUUGCUGCAGGGUUGUUUCUUCUCCCCUGUUAUUGGCCAGGGACGGGUUUUUUCCCAGUUAUGAAUGUACACGUUCCACUGUUUCUGUGUAUUUAUUUAUUUGUUUAUGAAUCUAUUUAUUUAUUUCGUAUUUAUGAAUUUAUUUAUAUUUAUCCUAUUUAUCGGUUGUAUUUUGUUUUUCUUUAAAAACUCUAAAGAGACUGAAGUAUUUGUGAAUGUUUAUUUGCUUGUGUCGCGGAAUGCAAAGCAAACCACUGACCUACCACUCAAAUAAAAUCUUAAAAUCAAA